Molecule: messenger RNA, 219 nt
Organism: Strongylus vulgaris
Lineage: Eukaryota; Metazoa; Nematoda; Chromadorea; Rhabditida; Strongylidae
Source: the annotation of a GenBank genome assembly
AUGUCGCUGGAAAAGCUAUUCAACAAAGCUGCUGCGCUUCUGGAUGCGGUAAUGGAUGCAACCUACGCAAUAUGCACUUCAACGAGACCAGAGGAUAGAACGCUUAACAGAGAAAUUUGUGGUGAAAGGGACAGUCGCGAUGGUCACGUUGUCGCGAAAAUUAUCGUCAUUACCCAUGAAAGUAUCUGUAAGGGUAAAAACGACAAUGAAAGUGAUUAG